CCUCCUACAACACAACUCUAUAAAUACUGGUCCCUUUUGUGUGAACCAUCUCUGAACUCUUUGGGAAUAGCUCGACUCCUUGGGACCUGUCUGUACUCAGGUUGGAGUGUGUGAUACUCAGGUUGACGUGUGUGAGGUCAGGAACAAUCAGUGGACAGUGUGUGUGUGAGGAACAAUUCACUCAAGAUGGUUUCCCAGGGAAUCCAGAUCAUGGGCAUCAUCAUGUCGUUGAUCGGCUGGUUGAUGGUCAUCAUUGUGUGUGCCCUGCCUAUGUGGAAGGUCACAGCCUUCAUUGGAGCCAACAUCGUCACGGCCCAAACCAUCUGGGAGGGAAUGUGGAUGAACUGUGUUGUGCAGAGCACUGGCCAGAUGCAGUGUAAGGUCUACGACUCCAUGCUGGCACUACCCCAGGACCUCCAGGCCGCCAGAGCAAUGAUCAUCAUCUCCAUCCUGACAGGUAUCUUCGGCAUCUGCCUGUCGAUUGCAGGAGGGAAAUGCACCAACUGCAUAGCAGAGGAGGGAUCCAAGGCUAGAGCCUGUAUUGUGGCUGGAGUCCUCUACAUCAUCUCAGGCAUCCUCUGCCUCAUCCCAGUGUCCUGGUCAGCCAACACCAUCAUCAGGGAUUUCUACAACCCCAUGCUGAUCGAGGCCCAGAGGAGGGAACUGGGGGCGUCUCUGUAUAUAGGCUGGGGUGCUGCAGCACUGCUGCUGAUGGGAGGGGGGCUGCUGUGCUGGAACUGUCCCCACAAGCAGGACCACCACUAUCCAGCCAAGUUCUCUCAGGUCAGAUCCACCUCCUCUGGACCCAUGCAAUAUGUCUGAGAUGUUCAUGUCAGUGUCAUGUUAAGAUCUACUUAAUCAAAUUGAAUUUAAAUGAGGACACUAAAGACAGUUCUCAUAACAAAAACUGUGAGAGUUUUAAAUCACAAAGAACUUGAAUGGGUUUGUUGAGUUAAAAUAAUGUUACGAGUUAUGUUAUAAUUAUAAUAUAAGUAUUUUAGUUUUUUUUAAACAGCUGAUAUUCUCUACUACUGAAGUACCCUUGUUAAUAUCAGAUGAAAUCCAUGAGGUUAGGAAUACUGUAUAUCAAGUUAUGUCUCCAUUUUGGCACUGUCUUAACAUUGUUCCUGUGAUUAAAACAAGUGUGUCAUCAUUGUAAAUAAAAUGUACAAUAUAAAUAUAA
Messenger RNA from Oncorhynchus gorbuscha (pink salmon), 1183 nucleotides. RefSeq names its product claudin-4-like. The record is from RefSeq and is a predicted model, not a curated record. The transcript has a single exon. Gene Ontology annotation, biological process: bicellular tight junction assembly; cell adhesion. Gene Ontology annotation, molecular function: structural molecule activity. The coding region runs from base 187 to 822 and encodes 211 amino acids. NCBI's taxonomy places the organism in Eukaryota, Metazoa, Chordata, Actinopteri, Salmoniformes, Salmonidae. Gene Ontology annotation, cellular component: bicellular tight junction; plasma membrane.